This is a messenger RNA of Raphanus sativus (radish), 2236 nucleotides long. RefSeq names its product pumilio homolog 24. The coding region runs from base 122 to 2014 and encodes 630 amino acids. Gene Ontology annotation, biological process: regulation of translation. The record is from RefSeq and is a predicted model, not a curated record. Lineage: Eukaryota; Viridiplantae; Streptophyta; Magnoliopsida; Brassicales; Brassicaceae. Gene Ontology annotation, cellular component: nucleolus. Gene Ontology annotation, molecular function: mRNA binding. The transcript is spliced from 17 exons.
CAAAACACAGCCUUUUAGUUUUCUAAAUCGCCGUCUCUCUUGUUCCUCAAAACCCUAGAACAAGUUUACUAAAACCCCUCUCUCUCUCUCUCUAGACUUGUGUGCAGUUCCGUCGAGAACAAUGUCUUCCAAGGGACUGAAACCGACCAAGAGGAAAGAUAACGAAAGCUCCGAGAAACCAGAUGCUAAGAAGCCGAAGCUACCCCCGAAUACGAUUCAGAACCAAAAGCCGAAAGCUUUUGGAAACAACAACGACAAGGGUGUUAACCUGUCCAAGAAGGAGCGUCGUGUACAAGCUAAGGAGCUGACAGAAGCAAGGAAGAAGAGGAGGAAGCCUCACUACACUCUCGAGCAAGAGCUUGCAACUCUGUGGGAGAAGAUGAGGCGUCGUGAUAUUGGCAAGGAGGACCGUUUAAAGCUGAUAUCGGAAGCUUUACUGAAGAUGAAGGGGAAAAUGCACGAGAUUGCUGUCUCUCAUGUGUCUUCCCGUGUUCUCCAGACUUGUUUGAAGUAUUGCUCACAAGCCGAGAAGGAAGUUGUAUACAAGGAACUUCAUCCCCACUUUCUGAGCCUGUCUUCUAAUACAUACUCUGUUCACGUGUUGAAGAAGAUGCUUGAUGGAGCAUCUAAGCAGCAGCUUUCAGCUUGUAUAUCCAGCCUCCGGGGACACGUGGCCGCUCUCCUCCGUCACAUGGUCGGAUCUGUUGUUGUGGAGCAUGCGUACCAUCUGGGGAAUGCAGCACAAAAACAAGAACUCCUUGGAGAGUUGUACUCAACAGAGCUUCAGUUAUUCAAAGACUUGAACUCAACUUCCGAGAAAAGGGUGGUGGACAUCAUAGCUAAGCUAGGACUACAAAAAGGAUUCGUUAAUCGACACAUGACUGCCAUUAUCCAACCAAUUCUCGAGAAGGGAAUUGUCGACCACACCAUCACACACAAGUUGCUGAUUGAGUACAUGACUAUAGCUGAUAAGACUUCGGCUGCAUUUGUGAUUCAGCAACUGUCAGGUCCGCUUCUUAUACGUAUGGUUCACACCCGUGAUGGUUCUAGGCUUGCUAUGCUUUGUAUCAAACAUGGAAGUGCUAAGGAGAGAAAGAAGAUUAUCAAAGCAAUGAAAACCGAUGAUAAUAUAAGCCAUGUUGGAAGUAUUGCUUCUGAUCAGUAUGGAAGUAUGGUGCUUGCAUGUAUUUUUUCUUUAGUUGAUGACACAAAGCUAAUAACCAAGAUUAUUGUUCGUGAGCUGGAGGCCAACUUGAAGAAUCUUGUUAUGGGAAAGAAUGGAAGGAGACCACUAUUGCAGUUACUCCAUCCAAACUCUUCACGGUAUUUCAGUCAUGAUGAUUUGGCCUCUCUUGAUCUGUCUGUUCCAUCACUGUGCUUAAUGGAUAAGUCUGAAGCAAAGGACUCAGAUGACAAAGAAUCUGCUGAGGAGGCGAAAGAUGAGCAGGAAGAUACUGUAACCGAACAGAGCGGUCUUGAAGAAAUUGUCGCAGUUGCAGGCAGUAAAAAAGAUCCCCUUGUUAGAAGGCAGGAGUUGUUAGUCAAGAGUGGCCUUGCUGAGAGGCUUAUUGAUGUCUGUGUGGAGAACGCUGAGGAGUUCCUGAAGUCUAACUUGGCCAAAGAGGUCAUGUAUGAGGUUGCAGUGGGAGGCUGUGAUGGUAUUCUUUUGCCAACUCUGAGCGAGAAGCUGGGUGAGCUUUACGAAGCCAUUGCCUCUGUAGCAGCAGAGCCGAAACCCGAAGAAUCAGAGAAGGGUUCACAGCACAUCCUGGAAGACUUUCACUCAAACCGAACAAUAAGAAGGCUGGUCUUGGACAGCCCUACUUUUGCUUCCAUUCUUUUUAACAAGGCCUUGUCUGGAAAAUGUCGGUCAUGGGCUCAAGGACACUGUUCAAAGAUAUUAGCUGCUUUCUUAGAGACUCAAGAUCUUCAAGUUCGUGAGAUGGCUAAGGGAGAGCUGCAAGUGUUGGUGAACGAAGGUGCGUUGAAGAUCCCAGAAACCAAGAAACCCUAAUGAUGCAGCCUGGAUCACUUGGCUUUUUUUGUUAAGUGUCUUUUCAAACAGGUUACUAGGUUUCAGAGACUUGGUUUAUGUCUACAAUUUUGUUCUUUCUUUCUACUAUGGUUUAUUAUCUUAAUGCAACUUUAAAAAACCUCUAUUACAAUGUACUCAAACUCAGUCUUUAAUUGUCUAUGUUUUAAUCAUGGUGAGAUUGAUUCUCAUAAUUCAACUCAA